AAUUCUACGAAUAAGCCCUAAUUUCCCCUUAUUAACAUCUGAAUCCACAAUCUCGAAGAAUCAUCUUUCAUUUCUUCACCACAAAAGAGGCUAUACAAAUCAAGAGCGUCUCUCGCCAGAUCUCCAAUUCCGAUCCAUGUCGAAGGAAUUCAACGUGCCUCCGGUUGUUUUCCCUUCCGGCGGUAAUCCGGCUACCGCCGCGUCCGGCCCCCAGCAGAGGCGCCUCCCCACCGCUCCCUUCCAGCCCCCCAGAUCUUCGAACGCUGGUCUCCCCUUCCUCUCCUUCGAUGUCAACUCCGCCGCCGCGUCCACCUCCUUUUCCGCCGCGCCUCAAUUCCCCUCCACGAUCGGUGGCGUCGGCGGCACCGGAUUCGACGACGAGCCGCCGCUCCUCGAAGAACUCGGCAUCAACACCAAGCAAAUCUACCAAAAAACCCUAUCGAUUCUCAAUCCGUUCCGGAUCAAUCACUACCUCCACGAAGACGCCGAUCUGUCAGGCCCGUUCCUCUUCCUGAUGGCCUUCGGAUUGUUCCAGCUCCUCGCCGGAAAACUGCAUUUCGGAAUCAUACUCGGCUGGGUGACGAUGGCAUCGAUGUUCCUGUACGCCGUGUUCAAUAUGCUGGCGGGCAGAAACGGGAAUUUGGACAUGUACAAGUGUCUCAGUCUGAUUGGGUACUGUAUGCUGCCCAUCGUGAUGUUGUCGGCGGUGUCCCUGUUCUUGCCGCAAGGCGGGAUGGCGAUUAUGGUGAUUACGGGGGUGUUCGUGAUCUGGUCGACUCGUGUCUGCACCGGAUUGGUCGUUGAGCUAGCCAACUGCGGGGAUGAGCAUCGAGGGCUGAUAGCGUAUGCUUGCUUCCUGAUUUACAUGCUUUUUUCGCUGCUUGUGAUUUUCUAGUUGCGAGGGAACAUUGUACAACAUUGAAUCAUAUAUGUUGUUUGCGUAUCAAGCUUAGCUUAGCAGGGAUGCUAACUUUUACAUAUAUGGUAUGGGAAUAUGGUCGGCAUUUUUGUUUAAGGUGUGAAGGAAAAUUUGUUUACUUUGUGAUUGCUGAAUGGUGGUUUGAUAUGCCGGAUAAUGUAAUGCAUUGGUGGUUGAAAUCAUUUGCUUAAUUUUGCUUAA
Molecule: messenger RNA, 1120 nt
Organism: Salvia splendens (bonfire salvia)
Lineage: Eukaryota; Viridiplantae; Streptophyta; Magnoliopsida; Lamiales; Lamiaceae
Product: protein YIPF5 homolog
Exons: 1
Coding region: 137-895 (252 amino acids)
Biological process (GO): vesicle fusion with Golgi apparatus; endoplasmic reticulum to Golgi vesicle-mediated transport
Cellular component (GO): membrane; trans-Golgi network
Source: RefSeq, a predicted model, not a curated record